AUGCUCCUCCAGUACCUCGCGGUCAUGGACCUGCCGCCUAAGCUUUGUGUCGGCUACCCCUGGAGCGAUCCAUCGGACAAAAUACUUUACAAUGCGUCACUGUGGCUCUACUUACCAAACUACGAGAGGCCUCCGGACUCGAGCAAGAUCCUCGUGGAGCAUCUUCAACUGACGGUAGCGGCCUGCCAGCUCUUCGCGUUUUCGCAAGAACGCUCCCAGAUCAUAUCCCACUACGGAGGUUCUAACGCAGAGAUCCACGACAAGCAUGGACGUUUCAUAGGAAGCUCACCCAACCCCGUCCCGGACUUCGUCACCUACGCCAAGUCGUACUUGUCAGUUGUCCAGUCCGGUCUGUUUUUCUCCUCCUAUUGGAUGACGUUGGCGGUGAUGUUUCUGGCAGGCACUAGUCGAGUCUCCAUUUUUGCCAUGGGCUAUGUCUUGGGAUGUUUCGCCUUCCUUUGGAGUGGGGACGAUUUUUUCCUGAGGCCUAUGAAUACAUUGCUCAAGAACUGGAACUUGCUGCUGACGUACAAUGUUGCGGUCAUCUUCCUCAAGAACGUGGUCCAGGUCGCAGGAUGCAUCUUCCAGGACUAUUUCCUCAAGUACUCCUGCUGGAUGGUUCAUCUGCUCGGUAUAGUGUGUUUGAACAGUGACCAUCAUGCGGAUCAGCCAAGCGGGGCAUCAAACGCCAUCCGGUCUGGGGACUACUGUAUGUUCGACGAGCCCACAGAGGUGAACGUAGACAUGGAAACUACGGACGGUAAAGGACGCCGAAUGAGGGAAGAGGACGAGGAUGUUGAAGCCCUUGGCAUAACUGCGUUCCUCACUACCGUAAUCAAGACCGGUAAUUUGCGUCGUGACCCCAGGGAGCUUUCACGGUACGGAUUGAAUGCAACACAAAAACCUACUACAAACAACGAGGACUCACGGGGAUCAAAGGAAGCACAUCUGCUAGUGCCAAGACCAGAAACAGCAAAGACAGAGCCCGCCACCAGGACAAACUUAAAGCCACAAGUUUCGAAGCCAACCUCUUCAGCAGAGAUCACUGAGCGCUCUCCAGCUGACUCCAGAAAAGAAACCACGGAAGAACAUCUGUCACGGCCGCUUCCAGGUCACGUAGCCUUCGUCAUGGCCUUUAUCGACAGCGUGCUCGUCACUUGCACAGCCAUGCUGAAUGACGUCUCACGAGAUUACCGCUACGUUGCCAGGCGCUUAGCGGAGGAGAAGCGUCUGAACAAAAUGCAGAGCUUUGCCAUGCUGACACCAGGUGCCAAGGAGCUGCCUGAACAAAAUAUAGGUGCAAUUACUGGUGCCCAGGAAUGUGGAAUUUCCAGUUCCGCUGUGCUUCAUCCCAGCGACAUCUAUAAAAGAGUUGGCAAUUACACAGAACAGUUCAGAGCAUUCUUCAGGGAUCUGCUUCACCCGGCGUACCGGUUAACGACUGACGUAUAUGCCUACAUGUUCAUGUGUGACUUCAUCAACUUCUUCAUUUAUUUUUUCGGUUACUGGACGUUCACUGAAGAUAGCACAGCAAGGACCGACAAUGUCACAGAAUACGUCAUCAAGAAGCAGAUUCCUGUGCUCUUCGUGAUGGUGCUGCUAGCACAGUUCUCGUUGAUUAUUGUGGAUCGGGCCUUGUAUCUGCGCAAGUACGUCGUCGGGAAGCUCGUUCUCCAGAUCUUCAUUGUCCUCGUCGUCCAUGUGUGGAUAUUCUUCGUAGUUCCUGCCUCUACCCGUCGUGCAUUUGCGGACGAUCCCAGCCUGCCUCCCAAACUGUGGUACUGCAUAAAGUGCGUCUACAUCUUGCUGUCGGCGUACCAGAUUCGGUCGGGCUAUCCCUGGCGUGUCUUUGGGAACCUGUUUUGUAAAAAAUACAACUACGUCAACUAUAUUUCCCUGAAAGGGUACAUGUUGGUGCCGUUCCUUUACGAGCUACGCGCUCUCAUGGAUUGGUUGUGGACGGAUACAACCUUGAGCUUCAGUUACUGGCUCAAGAUGGAGGACAUAUUCUCCAAAAUCUUCUUUGUGAAGUGUGUGCGACGCGCAGAAGAGGACUACCCAACACCACGAGGGGAAAACCGUGAUUCGCUGACGAAGUACUGCCUGGGUGGCAUCCUCCUGUUCGCUAUUAUGCUAGUGAUAUGGUAUCCACUUACGCAGGCUAUACUGUAUGAUACCGUAGGUCAGUCGCUUUUGCCUUCUCAGUGUAAAAUCGAGAUACGCAUUGGAAACUAUGAGCCGCUCUUCAAGGCCAGCCUUCAGGAUGACGAUCUGCAACCCAUGUCCCAGGAUACCUGGCUGCGUAUGAAGAGCAAGUACAAGUCAAGACACGGCGCUCGGGCAUUCCUGAGUCGCUACGAUUCGCAAGACGUCGCUGUGGUGAGCAUCAAUGGCAAUGCCACAGGUUUCUGGACCAUCAGCCCUCCCGCUCGGAACAGACUGAUUGAAGAGCUUAACCUUUCGGCAACGGAGGUUCAUAUGAGCAUAAAGUGGGAGCUGACGCGUAUGAUAGCAGACGACAUCCCUGGCUUUCAAACAGAAAGCACCAAAAGCACCAUGCAAGUGGUACCACUGUUGGAUUCUACAUUGCGGCAAGAACUCGCACGUGCGAUUUCGGGAGAUGAAACGAGUGACGUUAUAUUGCGUGGUGUACUCCCGAGGUACCUCACGCUGUCGGAUGGUAAACUGGAAGUGGCAACCAUGUAUUAUCCAGAUCUCAAAUACCAGGAUGUAGCACUGCGUCUCCACUCCGGCACGUUCAAUAACAUGAGCACCCCCAGUGAGUGGUGGGAGCUCGAGAAACAGUGCAGCCCGCCAUUCCUGUCCAGCGAGCAAUAUUCAUGUCCCCACCUAAAAGUCAUCGUCUUCUGUGAAAAGGUGUACUCCAAGACAUCUGCCCACCAAGGGAUCAUAGGCAUUUACACAACGUUCGUGGUCCUGAUAUCACAGUUGCUGCGCGGUUUCUGGGCGACCUCUGCAUUUGACAUUAUGCUCGAUGAUGCACCUAACGUGGACAGAAUCUUACAGCUAUGCCACGACAUCUACCUUGUGAGGCAGAGCAGAGAACUACUUCUCGAAGAGGACCUGUUCGCCAAGCUUCUCUUCCUCUACCGCUCACCAGAGGCACUGCUAAAGUGGACACGACCUCUACCUGCUGCGCAUGAUGCUGUGUGAUAUACGACGUGUUACUGAGACUCGCUGGAUGAUUUAUCCUCAUCUACGGGUGACUUUGUGCAGUGCCAGGAAAACUACGCCGCUGAACACAUUGUUUUUGAAAGUAUUUUGCUAAUUCAUAUAUUGACUUUAGCGGGUGGUGUUCAUUGCGAAAGCGCCGACUGCAUUGCUCUGAACAUUUUCUAGAAACUAUUGCGCUUGUGCCAUAUGCUAAUGAUUGUAAAUUAAAUAGUGGAAUGAAUUGAUCCAGCGGUUUGGUGAUGCAAAUGAAAAUGAUGAGUACUUGUACAAAUGAGUGACUUGAUGACGGAAAGUUGAUGCAG
Molecule: messenger RNA, 3497 nt
Organism: Ornithodoros turicata
Lineage: Eukaryota; Metazoa; Arthropoda; Arachnida; Ixodida; Argasidae
Product: piezo-type mechanosensitive ion channel component-like
Exons: 17
Coding region: 1-3174 (1057 amino acids)
Cellular component (GO): membrane
Molecular function (GO): mechanosensitive monoatomic ion channel activity
Source: RefSeq, a predicted model, not a curated record